Molecule: messenger RNA, 137 nt
Organism: Paramecium sonneborni
Lineage: Eukaryota; Ciliophora; Oligohymenophorea; Peniculida; Parameciidae
Source: the annotation of a GenBank genome assembly
AUGAUAUAUUUCAUCCAUAGAAAAUCAAGAGUAUAUUGGAUAUUAUUAUUUAGCAAGACGUGGAUUUGGAAAAAGUUUCACGAGGCUUUAAAUUUUAUGUCAAAUAAUUAGCCUUAAAAGUUUAAAUUUCUUUUUGA